AUGGACAGUCAGAUAUUGUUUUUAAUGAGUAUCUGUAUCAUCCUGAAACAGCUGAUCGAUGCCGCGAUCCACCUGGAGAGCAGCCACAUCUUCCACCGAGACAUCGAGCUUGCAAACAUCUUGAUAGAGACCGGCUCAGACGUACCUCGUCUCCGUCUGCUUAACUUCAGUUUGAGCUGCUUUGUUGAGAAGACGUCCUGUUUUAACGUCUUCCACAGCAUGCCUCAACACAUCCCACCAGAGUUCGACAGUCGCAACACCUACGUGGCUGAAUGCAAGGAAUUCCUGCAAAUGUGCGUCUCUGAGAUCCCAAAGCAGCAGCCGACAGUGCAGGAGCUACGGUGUCAUCCAUGGCUCAGACAAACCCACAACACACCCUCAAACCCACACCGACCACACAGCAACUAG
Stegastes partitus (bicolor damselfish) is the source of this 408-nucleotide messenger RNA. RefSeq names its product serine/threonine-protein kinase atg1-like. Gene Ontology annotation, biological process: protein autophosphorylation; negative regulation of apoptotic process; regulation of mitotic cell cycle. Bases 1 to 408 code for a protein of 135 amino acids. Gene Ontology annotation, cellular component: cytoplasm. The record is from RefSeq and is a predicted model, not a curated record. Lineage: Eukaryota; Metazoa; Chordata; Actinopteri; Pomacentridae. The transcript is spliced from 4 exons. Gene Ontology annotation, molecular function: ATP binding; protein serine/threonine kinase activity.